Truncatella angustata is the source of this 969-nucleotide messenger RNA. RefSeq lists its product as uncharacterized. NCBI's taxonomy places the organism in Eukaryota, Fungi, Ascomycota, Sordariomycetes, Amphisphaeriales, Sporocadaceae. The transcript is spliced from 3 exons. The coding region runs from base 1 to 969 and encodes 322 amino acids. The record is from RefSeq and is a predicted model, not a curated record.
AUGCCAUUAGAUGUUUUGCUUGGUAUUCUACAUUGCACUGACCUGGGUGGUUACUUGACCAUGGAGAGCAUACUUUCUACCUUUGCCGGUCGCCAGGUUGGCUACGAAGAGGGCGACACCUUUCCCUGGCAGCCAGUAGCUGCCCCGGGCGUGGAACCCGCAAAGUCCCUUACCUUCCUGCGUCCCGUAGGACCUCCACCUACAGGUCCGGUGGCGGGUGUGCAGCUGGACCGGGGAUUCAGGCCCCAACCCGUGGCAUCAUCACACCGGUGUCAGACGGAAUCGUUAUUUUCCUCACCGGCAGUGCCUGGAACAGGUAACGAUGACGAGCAGCCCGCCAAGGAGCGAAGAGUAAUCAAGGAUCCGUCGCAAUUCCGGGAUAUUGCGGCGUAUCUCGAUACAGGUCAAGAUGAGGACGGCAACGAAGUUUCCAUCGUAGCCACGUGCCCGGUAUGCAGCUGCUUGCUUCGGCUGCCGGAGGCAGUGAUGCCAAAACAGUAUCCAAAUCCCGAGACGGAGCCUCUACAGGUUCUACCGUGCGGCCAUUUGAUCGGCGCGAAGUGUCUUGAUACACACUUCCGUUAUAAGAACCAGCUGAUUAGAGAGGAUCUCGAUGACCACCCUAACGUCGAUUCCGCGCUCUUCGUUGAUUGCCCAAUGUGCAGGUUUCCGCUGGAUCAUCCAGGCUGCCGGCAACACGACCCUGAUAAGAAUGUCUGGCACGUUCGCCACACAGUUGAGCUACGGCCAUACAAUCCGACCCUACCCAGGGCGGGUCAGGUUCCACUGACCAUACUUGAGGGCGGCGAGGUCGAAUUUUACUGUCGACAUUGCAUACUCGCAAUCCGGGAACAAAACUUUAAGAUGUUCUCCGAGGUUUUGGACCAUCUCCUUCCCAAUGUUGCCAACAAUCGAUAUAUAGAUUCUAGAGACUGGUCAGGACAUCAUAAUAGCAUUCUAAGGUGGUGA